UCUUUCUCCUGGUGAUCGACUGGAUCAUGAAGACGUCAACAUCUGGAAGAAAUCACGAUAUACAAUGAACAGCUAGGAUGCAGCUGGACGAUUUAGACUUCGCGGAUGAUCUGGCUCUUCUAUCACACACGCAACAACAAAUGCAGGAGAAGACUACCAGUGUAGCAGCAGCAGUAGGUCUCAUUAUGAACAAAGGAAAAAGCAAUUAUCUUCUAUACAAUACAGCGUGCACCGAUCAAAUCACACUUGAUCGAGAAGCUUUGGAGGAUGUGGAAACCUUUACAUAUCCGUGCAGCAUCAUUGAUGAACAUGACAGAUCAGAUGCAGAUGUGAGGGCGCGGAUCGGCAAAGCAAGAGAAGCAUAUUUACAACUGAAAACCAUCUGGAACUAAAAACAAUUGUCAACCAACACCAAGGUUAGAAUUUUCAAUACAAAUGUCAAUACAGUUCUACUGCAUGGGGCGGAGACGUGGAAAAAUACGAAAGCCAUUAUCCAGAAGAUACAAGUGUUUAUUAACAGUUGUCUACUCAAGAUACUUCGGACCCAAUGGCCAGACACUAUCAUCAACAAGUUACUGU
Messenger RNA from Schistosoma rodhaini, 579 nucleotides. NCBI's taxonomy places the organism in Eukaryota, Metazoa, Platyhelminthes, Trematoda, Strigeidida, Schistosomatidae. The record is from the annotation of a GenBank genome assembly.